CAGAUGUUGACUUCUCCGGAGUUGCCACCUGCUAAUGGUGCCGGGUUUGGUGUACAAAUCACACUCUCGGAGCCACUCGCUUCUCCGGAUUCUGUCAUUCAGCCCGCGAUCAAGGUUGAGGACAAAACGAAGGAAUUCAGCGAGUUCCAAAGUGGUGGUGUCAGCCCUCUACGUCCUGACGAAAGGGUGAUCAGGGACUCGAUUGUCAGUCCAAUGGCCACUCAAACCAUGCAUCUCACAACGGUCCAAGAACAAGUCAAGAAUCCAGGCUUAUAUUCCAAACCUGUCGAUGACCCACAACCGGACCAAUCCUCGAGACAGACUUUUGACACCACUGAGAUGACUUCUGGACUGUCUUUGCCGACGGGACCAUUUCAAACCUCCGAAGCCAGUCCAUCGUCGAAUCAUGUCACCGAUGUUGCUAUCAAAUUCUCCAUACCACGCUCCUCUGACCACGGCAGAGCUCAGUUGGUGAAUCUUAGCAACCUAUCUGACACACCCAUUCGAUCUUCAGCGGAGAUCAAGACAGCGCGUUCUGCAGAUGACAAUAGCUUGCAAGGCACUUCUCUUUCCAGCAUCGAGAAGGUGGCUCCACUUCGUAUCAGAAGGAUGGAAAGCUUCUUACCUAUGGCCACAGGCGCUGAGGGGGCUGACCUCUCUUCGUUCAUCCGUCGCUCAUUCCCUCGCAAAAGAUCAAUGUGGACCACCACUCAGCCCGACCUCAACAGAUCGUCUACUGAGUCAACAACAGAUCUUGGAACAGUGACAUUCAAGGGUCGUCCUGGCUACCUUCCUGAUCUCAACGAAGACUCCAAGGAAGACAUAAGUAGCAGAAAUACCAAGUCCUCGUACACCGGAUUGAGACUUUCCAAUACACCCUCACUGCAGCUCAAGCCCGUUCGUGAAGGUGUGAGACGAUCUGAAGAUGCGCCUCAACCAAGCUAUCUGGCACCUCGUCCCCCAAGAAUGUCGCUUUCAGAACUGAGAGAGAUUCCUUCUUUGAAUUUCAGCCGUAUGGAUCUCUUCGACAAGCUCAACGAAGAACUUGAAACACACAUAUCUCGGUCUUCGAAGUCCUUGGCUGGAGUCAGAGGAGAGAGGAAAUCUGGCACCCGCCGUUCAUCAUUAUUGCACCCAGCCUCGACCGAUCAGAUUCGUGAGAGGUACACAAGCUUCUUCACUAACCCUGAAGAUUCUGAACUGCUCGGAGAUUCGACCACCGAAGGUCUUGACACCAACACCGGCCAAGGCGAGACACAAACCACACACGAGAAGAAUCAGAACGAUGUGGACAUUGUGUCGACCAAAUCUUUCGCCCGUUCAGUCAGACCGAUCUCUACGCAGCAAAUGUUGGGUAUGACUUCAGAGGUCAACCGUCUUCCUGUUCCCUCCGUGGCUGCUCUAUCCGAACGUCUGUCGACGCUUCUACCCUCAAUCAAGCAUCUACACAUCGAGUGUGCUCCAGGCGAUCAGACAGCAAUGAACGACGCCAUUGAUAGAAUCCAUCAUCUUGGACGGCCCGAGAGUGAGGGCGCUCCACUCCUGAGAUCUUCUACAGGGCUUCAUCAACUAGCCGCGAUCGCAGACAACAUUGUGACGCAUGGCACCCAUGACUCCGCUCUUCUCGAAGUCCAGAAAAGCAGUAGACUGAUGAAAGAGCUCCCUCCUUUGCCAGAGGACAGUGAGAGAUUCUCACUGAGCGACUCCGGCCUUGACCGCAACACGACCCUCAUCACCGAGGCCGUGACUAGCGCUUCUGAGCUUGAAACACCAAAGCCUGCCUUACUUCGCGGCAAGUCGCUGAACGUCAUUGACAGCAAAGACGAAGAUCUUCACCCAGGAUUCGCCUCCAGACAUUCUCUCGUGUUGUCUGCUCAGAACCUGAGACCUUGGAAUCUUGACGAGAAUUACCCAUGGUGUGGUCACAGUCCUGGCAUCAAUAUCGACUUCCCUACUCCUGUGUUACGUCGUCACUCCUCUCCUCCCAAGCUCGUUCAGAGGCAGAGCCGCGGCUCCAACAAGUCUAAGAGCGAGACUGAGGAUACCCUGGAUCCAGACAGUACUCUUCCGUCAUCACCCAUGGUUUCGAACAGCGAGACUGUUACUCCCACUGUACUGACUAUUCAUGACCGCAAGUCGUCCAAGAAGUCGCUCAUUGGAUCUUUGUCUCGUCGCAUCGGUCUGAAUGCACGCGCACAGUCCGGCUCUAUUGCCCGAGAAGGUGUUCUUGCCGAAAGAGCAAGUCCUGGGGACAGGUAUCCGUACACGAGCUUGCAGUCACCUCACACGCUCAACAUAGAAGAAGUGCGUUCCUUCUUCUCGGACUCUACAGAAGAAGAUCAGGGAGAGGAGCGACGUGGUUCGUUUCGUAAGCAGAUUACGUCCUUUCGAGGAAAAUCCUCAAGAGUGCCAAAUACACAUGGCUGUGCGCCUUAUUCGCAGUCACUGGACAUCCACAGGGGUCGAUCUAUGGAUCAGUACGGACGGCCUUCGCAUGUGCACACUACUGGUUCGCUCUGCGAUGACCGCUUCACUGAGCCUGUCACGCCUCAGAACUAUGAUGGCAUGGUCGGUAUGGGCAGAGUUGAGUUUCGUGUGAAGCGUGUCGCGGAACGUCUAAGACACAUCUGGUUGAAGGGCGGUGAGAUAAUUCGUUCUCUCAGUCAGCGCAGUCGCCCAACCAAGAGACAAAACAGGGAAAGGGAGAUUGAAGUCGAUAAUUGGCUUGCGGAUAGCCUCUACUCUCGCGAUUGAUGUUCUCAAAGGUCUGCCAGGCCAAGGAUGGGAGGGUAAGAGUGUAUUGAUGAUCAUUCUUGACGAUUGUAUGGCUAUACACUGCAUGGCUACAUGCGAGGCAGAUCAGGGACACUGGCGAGUGUGUUACGCGACCAUGAACUAGUAGAAUUAUCUUACAGCAUCAGAUAUAGACAGUAUCUUCGAAAUGAAAACC
Molecule: messenger RNA, 2950 nt
Organism: Aureobasidium pullulans EXF-150
Lineage: Eukaryota; Fungi; Ascomycota; Dothideomycetes; Dothideales; Saccotheciaceae
Exons: 1
Coding region: 4-2754 (916 amino acids)
Source: RefSeq, a predicted model, not a curated record